AUGAGACCAAGCGUCUUAAUCUCAGCCCUCCUAGGGGUCUCCAUACCUAGCCUGCUAACGUCCGGGGCUCCAACGAAUCAGUCGGCCUGUACACGCGAGACAAUGCUGGUCCGAAAAGAAUGGUCAAAUCUCACUCCAUCUGAGCGCAUGGAGUAUUCCAAUGCCGUGACAUGCCUCCAGAAUUUGCCGUCCAGAUUAAACAAUACACAGUAUCCAGGAGCAAAGAAUCGUUAUGCCGAUUUCAUAGCGACGCACAUCAACUACACCUUCAUUAUCCAUCUGGAUGCUAUUUUCUUGCCAUGGCACCGCGGAUACGUCUGGCUUUACGAGUCUGCCCUCCGCAACGAAUGCGGCUACAAAGGCGCCCAGCCCUACUGGGAUUGGCCUGCAUACGUGCAAGGCGGGCUGGAGAAUUCGACUAUCUUCGAUGGGGGUCCUUACUCGUUAGGCAGCAAUGGUAGAGAGAACGACUCGUGUGUUUACAAAGGGCCUUUCCGCAAUUACACCUCGCCAUUUCCGAAGUUUCCCAAUAGCAUCAUCAUGGACAACAUCGAAAACAAUGGCAGUGGGACAAUCCCCAGUUGGUCCUUCGAAUAUAGACCGAACUGCUUUCAGCGCGGCUUGAAUGAUGAGGCACUUCGGCUGAACAAUAACUACAGCUGUAUCGCCGAUUUGCUUUCCCAGCCUACUAUCGGUGACUUCCAGAACUACUUGUCUACUCGUGAGGGUGAUGCCCAUUAUGGUCCUCAUGGUGGCGGACACGUCGCGAUGGGAGGGAAUGGAGCGGAUCUAUUCACUAGUCCCACUGAUCCUGUGUUCUUCCUGCAUCACGCGCAGGUGGAUCGCAUGUGGUGGAUGUGGCAGGCCAUAGACCUGAAAACAAGGAGGUAUGCGUUGAAUGGAACUCAGACGCUGGAGAAUGUCCCACCCUCGCCCGAACUCACACUCGAUGAUCAGAUAACAUUUGGUCCUUUGGGCAAGAACAGGACGACCAGGGACCUGAUGGACAUUCAUGCUGGUCCUUUUUGUUACCGGUACGAAUGA
Paecilomyces variotii is the source of this 1044-nucleotide messenger RNA. Its product is annotated as tyrosinase central domain protein. The record is from RefSeq and is a predicted model, not a curated record. Bases 1 to 1044 code for a protein of 347 amino acids. The transcript has 3 exons. Gene Ontology annotation, molecular function: oxidoreductase activity. Lineage: Eukaryota; Fungi; Ascomycota; Eurotiomycetes; Eurotiales; Thermoascaceae.